ACUAACUGACUGUGACUGGAGCAGAACGGAGGGGUUUUUGUUUGUUUGUUUUUUUGCCCAAUCAGAAGGUGGAAUUCUAUUGAACCAGUACUUAAUGUUGAUCACCUGAUCCACGUGCAAACGCGGCAACAGUGAUCUGACAAGAGAGGAGGGAGGGGAACCACACAGAAACAGUAAUGGAGGCCUUCAGCUCCAAGGACAUGGCCAUGAAGGCCCAGAAGAAGCUCCUCAGUCAGAUGGCCAACAAGUCGGUGGUGCAGAUGUUCAUCGACGACACCAGCAGCGAGAUCCUGGAUGAGCUCUACCGCGUCUCCAAGGAGUACAGCGGGAACAAAACAGAGGCCCAGAAAGUCAUCAAGGACCUCAUUAAGAUUGCUGUCAAGGUUGGCGUCCUCUUCCGCCAUAACCGCUUCACUCCAGAGGAGCUGACAAUAGCUCAGAACUUCAAGAAGAAGCUACACCAGGGGGCCAUGACUGCUAUUAGCUUCUAUGAGGUGGACUUCACCUUCGAGAAAACUGUAAUGUCUGAGAUCCUGACCAGCUGUCGAGACAUGCUUCUGAAGCUUGUGGACAAGCACCUCACGCCAAAGUCACAUGGACGCAUCAACCACGUCUUCAACCACUACUCUGACACAGAGCUACUGACACAACUGUACAACCCAGAUGGUUCUUUCAGACCCCACCUCACAAACAUCUGCAAUGGCCUUAAUAAACUCUUGGAAGAGGGCAAGUUAUGAAAACGCCAGACCACAAAACAAAAGGACUACUUUUUUAACAAGUGGCUUACACUGUUAGAUAAGCAAGAGCUGUGCAUUGAGACAAUCUGGAGAGGUGAACAUCCUUGCCCAAAUGAGAAACUCUCAAAAGACCUCAGCUCAGUCUGUACUGUACAUGUGCAGAUGUGUUGUGUUGUAAAAUAAUGUAUUAUGUACAUAUAUAUUCGUGUUAUAUCAAAUGUAACUUCAGAAAUAACUGCCACCAAAUCUCACUAUUUGUAGAUAUAAAGCUACGAAAAGGGAUUUAAACAACAUUAAUGUCUAUUUCAUGUUUGUUUGAACAUUUUAUGUUUGGAACCUCUUCUUUUCAACUCAUAACUGAACAUACAGAUUACAGUGGAUUCUUAAUGGAAGGCAUCCUCGUUGUCUCUUUCCAAACAAAUUUGAGGGGUUUACCACUGGUUGUGAGCGACCUACAGUACUAAAAAGAGAAAUCAUAGAUGGCAAUGCUCAAUGUUACACUAGAUGCAUGUGAUGUGUUUUUUGCGCUCACUAGACAGUGCAAAGACACUGUGGGUGGAAACACAGACAGACAGGGAGACAGGCAGACAGGGUCAUUGCAAAGCCAGGCGAAUUGAACACUAAAAAAAUACACAAUCGAUUUAUGAGGCAACGGUCAAGGAAUGGGAGACAGUGCAAUGCAACAACGUCCUCAGACAGCUAACUACCGUUUCAGGCAGAAAACAGUGGCAUGUAGUAUGUGUACAGUAUAAUGUCUGUGUCAACAGAUGCAACUUGCACUUGCUUUGAAUGCAUUGAAUCGAAGGUGUAAAACAGGCCCAUCAGAACAGGUUAUAUUAUUACUAUGAGUCAACAAUGUCCUCUAGUGUUCAGCUAGGGCACAGCAGUCUUCGCUUACCAGUGUUGAAAAGCAGCAAAAAACCCAUACCCACAUCUCCAGACUAUAUACUUGUUGAAUACAACAGUUAGAUGUAUUGAACAGCUUUCCUCCACAAGAACACCUUACACAGGAUAACAGUUUGCCAACAAUCUUCUUUCAGAGCUCAUUCUCAUUCACACUGUGCAGCUCUUGUGAAAUUCCAUGAACAUUCUGUCAACACAGGGCGGAUGGACAGCACUAGUAGCUGCAUUUCCAACAAAUGAAUACAUUUCAUAUAACAGUUUGGGGAGUCUGGUGGGCUAAGGGGCUGUACCAUUACACCGGGGACCAGGGUUUGACCCUGACUCAAGGUAAUUUCCUGAUCCAUCCCCAUCUCUCUUCCAUUCAUUUCAAUGUGAAAGCCGAAAGCCAGACAUCUGAAAGCCGAAUUGAGAAACUCCAACUCCCAUUGUCAUUGCGACACAGCACACAAGUGAACACUGCACACAAUGAAUUGCCUUUAUGUCUCAAUGGCGCCCCAGGGGGACAGUAC
Messenger RNA from Engraulis encrasicolus (European anchovy), 2149 nucleotides. It is a transcript of the gene tnfaip8l2b, whose product is annotated as tumor necrosis factor, alpha-induced protein 8-like 2b. The record is from RefSeq and is a predicted model, not a curated record. Lineage: Eukaryota; Metazoa; Chordata; Actinopteri; Clupeiformes; Engraulidae. The transcript has 3 exons. Gene Ontology annotation, cellular component: cytoplasm. Gene Ontology annotation, biological process: regulation of apoptotic process. Bases 177 to 737 code for a protein of 186 amino acids.